Molecule: messenger RNA, 486 nt
Organism: Arabidopsis arenosa
Lineage: Eukaryota; Viridiplantae; Streptophyta; Magnoliopsida; Brassicales; Brassicaceae
Source: the annotation of a GenBank genome assembly
AACACCAUUUGGCUAAAUCAAAGAAUCUUUUUACUAUUUUUCUAAGUUUGAAUUUGAUUUUCUCGAGAUAAUGUCAGGCCGAGGAAAGGGAGGAAAAGGAUUGGGAAAGGGAGGAGCCAAGAGACAUCGGAAAGUUCUCCGAGACAACAUCCAAGGGAUUACCAAACCUGCGAUUCGUCGAUUGGCGAGAAGAGGCGGUGUGAAACGUAUCAGUGGUUUGAUCUAUGAAGAGACUCGCGGCGUUCUCAAGAUCUUUCUCGAGAACGUGAUUCGUGACGCCGUUACUUACACGGAGCACGCUCGCCGGAAAACAGUUACGGCGAUGGACGUCGUUUACGCUCUCAAGAGACAAGGACGAACUCUGUAUGGAUUCGGCGGCUAAAUCGUGUUAUGAUUUCAAUUUCGGAUUUUGUAUAAUCUUCGAUUUUUAGGGAUUUCAGAUUUGUAAUUUCGCAUUUUAAUGAUGAAUGAAUUAGAAAAUUUAUC